This is a messenger RNA of Microtus oregoni (creeping vole), 4894 nucleotides long. RefSeq names its product MSL complex subunit 1 (gene Msl1). The record is from RefSeq and is a predicted model, not a curated record. Lineage: Eukaryota; Metazoa; Chordata; Mammalia; Rodentia; Cricetidae. Gene Ontology annotation, cellular component: MSL complex. The transcript has 9 exons. Bases 655 to 2499 code for a protein of 614 amino acids.
CCCGCUGCCCUCUCGGCGCAUGCGCGCUCCGGUCAGCGGCGGCUGCAGCGGCGGCUCCGUUUUUUUUAAAGGGAAACGCUGAGGCGCUGGGGGUGACUGUGGGGGAGGGGGAGCCGGAGCCGCGGAGACCCCCGAGGGAGGCGGCAGACCCCCCUCCCGGAGUAGGAGGGUUCUGGGCGGACCCGUCCCUCCCACCCCCCUCCUGAGGAGGAGCGGAGGGGGGGGAAAUGGAGGCUCGGGGCGGCUGAGGCGAGCUCCGGGGCGGGGGGCCGGGGCGGGGAAGGGGGGUGCGGGGUGGGGAGACGAGGCGGGCCCGGCCGGGCCAGGGGGGGCCGAAGCGAGCUCCGGGGAUGAGCUCGGGGGCGGCUGGGUGCGAGCUCCUGCCUCUGCGGCGAAGGCGACGGUGGCGGCAGCAGAGGCGGCGGCGAGGCCCCCAUGGGUCGGCGGCGGGCCUCAGCCGCGGCCUCCACUUCUCCGCUCGCCGGCGGGAUGGCGCCCGGGCCUCGGAGAAGCCGCGUUAGCGGAGGCCUGCGGCCGCUCUGCUGAGACGAGCCCGCCAAACUCCCCUCCCCCUCCUCCGUCCUCGACCCCCCGCACCUCGCCCCUUCCCCACCCCCUCCUCCGUCUCGGUCCCCCGCGCCGCUCCGGACCACUAUGACCAUGAGAUCCGCAGUGUUCAAGGCGGCCGCGGCUCCUGCCGGCGGCAACCCCGAGCAGCGACUGGACUACGAGCGGGCUGCGGCGCUGGGCGGGCCCGAGGACGAGUCCGGGGCAGCCGAAGCCCACUUCCUCCCCCGGCAUCGUAAGCUCAAGGAGCCGGGGCCCCCGCUGGCCUCCUCCCAGGGCGGGAGUCCCGCGCCCUCUCCAGCCGGCUGCGGCGGCAAGGGCCGGGGUUUGUUACUCCCGGCCGGGGCGGCCCCCGGGCAGCAGGAAGAGAGCUGGGGCGGUUCGGUGCCCUUGCCCUGUCCGCCCCCAGCUACCAAACAAGCCGGCAUCGGCGGGGAGCCAGUCGCAGCCGGCGCCGGCUGCAGCCCCCGGCCCAAGUAUCAGGCGGUGCUGCCCAUUCAGACGGGCUCUCUCGUGGCGGCGGCCAAAGAGCCUACGCCCUGGGCUGGGGACAAGGGUGGGGCGGCUCCCCCGGCUGCCACCGCCUCGGACCCGGCGGGACCCCCACCACUACCUCUGCCCGGGCCGCCACCCCUCGCGCCCACCGCCACUGCCGGGACCCUGGCGGCCAGCGAGGGCAGAUGGAAGAGUAUGAGGAAGAGCCCUCUCGGGGGUGGCGGCGGCUCGGGAGCCUCCAGUCAGGCCGCCUGCCUCAAACAGAUCCUUCUGCUGCAAUUGGACCUCAUCGAGCAGCAGCAGCAGCAGCUGCAGGCCAAGGAAAAAGAGAUCGAGGAGCUGAAGUCCGAGAGAGACACGCUCCUUGCUCGGAUUGAACGUAUGGAAAGGCGGAUGCAGUUGGUAAAGAGGGAUAACGAGAAAGAAAGGCACAAGCUGUUUCAGGGCUAUGAAACUGAAGAGAGAGAGGAAAUAGAGUUGUCUGAGAAAAUUAAACUGGAGCGCCAGCCGGAGCUUUGCGAGACAUCCCAGGCUCUGCCUUCCAAGCCUUUCUCAUGUGGACGGAGUGGAAAGGGACACAAAAGGAAAACCCAAUUUGGAAAUACAGAAAGAAAGACUCCUGUUAAAAAGCUGGCUCCUGAAUUUUCAAAAGUCAAAACAAAAACUCCUAAGCACUCUCCCAUUAAAGAGGAACCCUGUGGUUCCUUAUCAGAAACUGUUUGUAAACGUGAAUUGAGGAGCCAAGAAACCCCAGAAAAGCCCCGGUCUUCAGUGGAUACCCCACCAAGACUCUCCACUCCCCAAAAGGGACCCAGCGCCCACCCCAAGGAGAAAACCUUCUCAAGUGAGAUGGAAGAUUUGCCGUACCUUUCCACCACAGAAAUGUAUUUGUGUCGUUGGCACCAGCCUCCCCCAUCACCGUUACCAUUACGGGAAUCCUCUCCAAAGAAGGAGGAGACUGUAGCAAGGUGUCUGAUGCCAUCAAGUGUUGCAGGCGAAACUUCAGUCUUGGCUGUUCCUUCUUGGAGGGACCACUCAGUAGAGCCUCUAAGGGACCCAAAUCCUUCAGACAUUUUGGAGAACCUAGACGACAGUGUGUUUUCAAAGAGGCAUGCAAAACUGGAGCUAGAUGAGAAGAGAAGAAAAAGAUGGGAUAUUCAGAGGAUCAGGGAACAAAGAAUUUUACAGCGACUGCAGCUCAGAAUGUAUAAAAAGAAAGGAAUUCAGGAAUCUGAGCCUGAGGUUACCUCAUUUUUCCCUGAGCCAGAUGACGUUGAAAGUUUGAUGAUUACCCCCUUCUUGCCUGUUGUAGCAUUUGGACGACCAUUACCAAAAUUAACUCCACAGAACUUUGAGCUACCCUGGUUGGAUGAACGAAGCCGUUGCAGGUUAGAGAUCCAGAAGAAGCAAACACCUCACCGGACGUGUAGGAAGUAGCUGUGCUGGCAAGAACCCUGUCUUCAGAUAGUUGUAGCAUGCCAUUCCAAGAGAAUGGCCGAGACCUGUAUGUGUGACCUAUGUCCUCAUGUGUGUUACUCACUGGUAAUGCCUUUCCAUACUCCUUCAUUUUAGUUUUGUUUUCGUCACCCUGACUUCACAAAACAAGCAAAAGAAACCUCUUGCAUUGGGCUUAUUUUGAAUUACGGAGAGUUAUUGGGACUUCUUUUUCCUUUUUGGGGAAAUGAGCUCAUGCACUUAUCAUAUAGGACGGUAGAUUUGGGAGUUUUAGGAGCCACUUCUGCUCACUUGCCUGUGUUAAAGGGGUACGAGGGCUCUUCAUUAGCCACGUUGAAGAUGGAGUGACCCCGGUCUUGUAGGAGCCGUGCCUGCCCUGACCUGUGCUUCCCUGGUGCGCCUUUUGAACAGUUUGGGUGUAGUAGAUUUUACACUAAAAUAAACAAAGAGACCUUACCAUAAGCUUUAGGACCCAAGGAGGAAUAACAGAUGAAGCAAGUCACCCUCAUAGAGGAAGAAAUAAGACUAUUGUGUGAAAGUUGGUUCUCUCAAAACUAGGCUGUGAUAAAGGAAGUGGAAAGAGGUGUGUGGCUGAGCACUUUCCUAAUUAAUGGGUAACUGAAGUUCUUUCCCCACCCCUCAAAAAAGAAAAUGUUUAGAAAAAGAGAUCAGGGAUGUAAGUUUCCAACUAGUUCCAGUGCUAAACAGAAACGUUGUCAUUUGGGGCUGGCACGCCAGAGUUUGUACAGAUGUCCUUCCGUCACAUCACUUCUCAAUAUUCCUUAGUGGGGUUUCAUCCUAUUAGCCAAACGUGUGGGGGGGAGGGAGGGUAUGGAAAGAUAUGCUUCCUUUGACUGGCAAAUGUCUACAUCUUGAAACAAAGAGUUGUACCUAAUGAACCUCUGUUCGUUUUGUAAAAAAUAGAUUUAUACAUGUCCCAUCUUGGUUACUAUCUCCUGCCUUUGUUUUGUUACCAAAAGAAAAAAAAUCAGGACAGCACUCCUAGGCCACUUUGGUCUCAGUGUAAGAUCCCUGUUAACUAUCUGGAAGGAAAAUAGAGUCGAGACCUCUGGUCUUAUAUAUACAUAUAUAUAUAGGAAUUGCCUUUCAUUAGUCUUCAGGACUAUUGUAUAAAAACAAGUAGGGGUCUAAUCUCCUAGAAGGUAGGGGCUUUUAUCCUUGAAGAGAGUAUGUCCCCGGAUUAUUAGCACUUUUAGAGGAGAAGCCAAGGUAUGGAGGGUGUGUGGCUGGCCCAUCAGCUGAGCAGGAGAGAAUGGGAUUGCCAUUGUGGGAAGAGAAGAAAAGUUCCUCAGGGCCUCCCACUGCUAAAGCUUUUUUUUUGAGAUGUUAUCUGUGCUCCCUGGGUUUGAUUUUGAAAGGAAUUAUUCCAGCAGUACGUGUAGUAUUCUUGGAUGAUCUUGCUGCUCUCAAUUCUCUUUUGUGUGUGUUUGUGUGUGGCUGUGGGUUUUCACCUGUAACCCCAUCUGCUUAGGAGUGUGGUCUCUCUGUAAUGGAAGCUGCUGUAAACUAUUGCGGCAAGGAUGUGGAGAGAAAGAGGACUUGUUCCACAGAGGCUUUCAUCUCACACCUUAAGGAUGAGGAUAUAUCUAAAAAAAAUGGGCCAGAUUUUUGUGUUUCUGUUUUUUGUUUUUUUUUUUUUAAUGAGGCAAACUGGUUAGUGCUCCUACCCUGACCUAUGUUAUGUUUCCUUACAAUGUGCUCCUCCCAAAGGAAUAACCUCAAUCAGUUGCCUCUUUUCUUUGUUUCUGAUCCCUCUCAGUUUCCUCUUGCUACCGUGAUUUGUCAGAUUCCUACUUUGGGUAUGGGUUAGCAGACCUAGCCUCUCACAGAGGAGUCCUCAGAUCCUGUUUUGGCUAGACUGAGAGGAAUCCAUGAGGUGCUAUCUGGCAGGACAUAAGUGGAUUCUAUUGCUUUGGUUCUCCUUUCCCUGAGGGCCUACUAUUUUUGAUGUCCUCUCCUAGAUUUCCUUUGGUUUGCGUAUGUUGAGGUUUGUUGAGAAGGAGGUUGAAGCAAAGUUCCAGGAGUGAAAUUACAGUGUGUUACAAAUGUGGGGAAAAUUAGUCUUAUUUUUCCCUGCAUGGGAUCCAGCACUGUGAAAUUCAGUCUUCAGCAGAAAGUAAGGCCCUGCAGUUCUUCUAAAACAUAGUUCCUUAUUUCUUUAACAAAGUUUAAGCUAGUGUUAAUAAAUUAAAAGAGAAAUGCUUGUCUCUCCACCUCAGCGUUGUUUUAUGCCCAUUUCAUAUCGUUGUCUGUGCUGUAAUUCAUACUUUUGAUACCAUUUCUGAUGUGUAAAGUCGGCUGUCUUGUAAAUAUCUUAUAAAGAGUUCAAUUGUAAAUAAACUAUUGUGGCCGUUAA